CACGGCUCACCUGCAAGGCCUGUAGGAAGUACUGGCAUGCUGACAAGCCCCAGUGGCUGGAGAAGCUACCAGAGCGCUUCAGCAACAUUGUUCCGGCUUUCCUAACUCACAAAAAGGCCAUCUGCAAAUCAGUAAUGGAUGAGAUGAGGCGCAGCGGCAGAUCACCGGAGGACAUGGCUAAGCAGCUGACGGAGGCACUCCACCUUAAAUAUGAGAGAGCCCACCUGGCCUACCUGCUCAGUGUGCAGAACAUCAGGGAUGCUGAGGCAGGAGUUUACGGCCAGAGAACCAUCACUGGGCUUCUCAGACAGGCAGACACUCCGGCUCCAUUCGGUGGCUACUCCGAUGCUGACGGCUGGUGUGGAGUGUCUAUUUCUUCUCACUACCUGGUCGACUGCCUGGUCCGUGAGUUUCAACGGCAGGAGCAGCUCCUCACUCUGUUGCUACAGGGGACGUUUGGACAAGUACUCAGGUCAGAUCACACACGCAAAGUGGCUAGGAAGGUGGUGCUGUCAUCCGGCACAAUGUCUUCCUAUGCCAUAAUGAAUGAGAACUGGAUGAUCUUGAGCUGGGUGAUGCUGCAGUCGGAGUGCGAUCGGUCCCUCUAUCCUCUGUAUGAGGGGCUGUCUCGGCGCUACACUGCAGCUGGAGUGAGGAAGGCAAGCUACCACUGGGUUGACAGGGACUGCUGUGCUGCCUUCAAGGUCCUGGACCCUGGUCAUCAGGAGCAGCUGCUGUGGGACUGCUGGAGGACAUCAGAGGCCACCGUGGCGAAGGCGACCUCUGGCAACCUUGCCAACAACAGUGCCUCGAGGAGCAAGUUUAACAAAGACAUCAGCAUCAAGUUAGACUUGUUUCACUGCAUGAGGCGCUUUACCAGGGAGUGUGUGUCUGAACAUCACCCUCUGUUCAGCUCCUUCUGCCAGUUCCUCUCUGCAGCAUUUGUUGUGGUGGACCAGAGGGAUCUACAAAGGCUCACAGAGGCAUACACCUUCUGUGGAAUCUCUCCUGCAAAUCCGACAAAGCAGCACAUAAGAGAGCACUGCAGGACAAAGGUGCCACAGCCGAGGGAGCUGCUGCAGAGGGUUGAAGAUGUGUUGCACCACUUCUACCUGGCAAAGGACGCCAAUGAUGUGCCCCUGUUUAAGGCCUCCAUGCUGAAGUUGUGGAGGAUCCAACGCGUCCACAUCCUGAGAGGCUGCCUGAGCGACCCUGACGUCGGGGAGGGAAUUCUCUACAGGUAUGGUGGUACCUUGCAGCUCAACUACAACAAGGGUGCAGGAGCUGCUGUACCUGUUUGGAUUCCAGUGAGAGGCACCUCUCAGCAGGAGGGCUUCCACUUUCACCAAGCCCAGUGGGUGACAGGCAACCGGGUGUCCUGUGAACUUUUCCAGGCCCAGGCAAUGACUGGAGUGGUGCGGUGGAACUUCCAGAGGCUGGUGGACCUGAAACAGCCUGGUGUGGAGCUGCCAGCUGUGUUCGACCCCCUGUUAAUUUCAGGACUGAACACAGCCUCUGUCAAGGGACACAGGGAGAGAUUUGGACUGCAGUUUGUGGAGCCAGGUUGUCGUCCUGUUGUGUUGAACUGGGACAAGCACAAGGUACAGCCCAACAUCCCAGCUGCUGUAGCCAUGGAGACAGAGGAUCACUGCCCUGCUGCUGUGGUGGACACAGACUCUCAGGAGACCAGUGAUGAGCCAGUUGGAGUGGUGCCCAUCCUAUCUUUCCAGCAGGGCUCUGAAACCCUUUCCCAAUCCCAGCAGUCCCAGCAAUCCCAGCAGUCCCAGCAAUCCCAGCAGUCCCAGCAAUCCCAGCAGUCCCAGCAGUCCCAGCCACCCUUGAUACCAGCUGCGGCCAGAGCCAAAUCAGAGACUCAGUCUUUGAUGGAUACAGACGAAGGCCUCACAAACCCUCGGAUGUCUUUUGAGGACUUUGCUGCGUCUCCAUUCUUUGAGCGGGAGCUGGAGGGCGCCAGACAGAGGGGGGCUGAGUGGAGGAGGGUGGCAGAGGAAAGGGCAAAGAGGAAGUCAGAAGUGCAGCUUCCAACAGGUCGCCUGUGCAGGUUCUGUCAUCAACCCCUAAAGCAAGGCCCUGACAGCCCUCACGUACAUGACAGCUUCCCCGGGGUACCAGGGAAAUACAUCUACUGCCCCUCCAGAGUGUUCUCCCUCUACAAGGCACAGGGCAUGGGGAAGGAGAUGACCUGGGGGGAGUUCAAACUGUCGGACUUCUAUGAGGCUGAAAGGGACAGAUGGGUGGCAGAGAAAAAAAAAUGA
Messenger RNA from Perca flavescens (yellow perch), 2276 nucleotides. RefSeq lists its product as uncharacterized. NCBI's taxonomy places the organism in Eukaryota, Metazoa, Chordata, Actinopteri, Perciformes, Percidae. The transcript has 5 exons. Bases 135 to 2276 code for a protein of 713 amino acids. The record is from RefSeq and is a predicted model, not a curated record.